Molecule: messenger RNA, 2400 nt
Organism: Vitrella brassicaformis
Lineage: Eukaryota; Vitrellaceae
Source: the annotation of a GenBank genome assembly
CGCUGAGACGACGUUCCCCUGCACGUCUUGGAAUUCCUCUUCUUUCAAGCAGGUAGUCCCCCCCCUCAAUGGAUACCGAGUCUGAGUCACACAUCUCAUCUGGCCUUGAGACCGACUCAGGCGACAGCGGCCACGACUUCUUUGUGCCGCCAGCGAAGCUGAGGCAGCGGAGAGCCGCCAAGCCCGUGACUACAGAGGAGGAGAAGAGGCCCGGUGAAGUGGUCAUUGACCUGCAGCAUCUGCUGGCGAGCCUGCAGGAGGAAGAUGAGGGCGAACUUGAGGGGCUCACCGACGCCCAGAAGGAGAGAAAAUGGGCCAAGAGGCGGGAGAUCGGCGUCGUGCGUGAGUAUGACGUGUCGUUGACGAGCCCCGCUGGCGAGGCCGCGUCGCUGCUAAGCGCCGGUCAGAAGGAGUGGGCGUGCCUGGAGUUCUGCCUGGCUGUCGAGCAGGGUGCGCUGUCCAGCCGGCGGCUUGUGGCACAGUGCAUCGAAACGGCGAGGGAGCAGAGUGAGGACUGCAACAUCAACGUGGCCUUGACGCAAAGACGCUUCAUCACACUGGUCGGUCGGUGCACGGGACACCGUUUGUUUGAUUGUCUGUCGCGUCAUGCUUUGCUUGUUGAUGGGUCGGUGGGUGGGUGCAGGAUUGCUAUCGGAAGAUAGAGGUGCGAUUGCUGCCGGAGAUCUUGGCAGAGACGCUCACGAUACUGAGCAAAGAGGCCGAGCAGGCGGCGCCUAUCGCAGGACACCAAGCGACAGCUGAAGGUCACGCAGACAUACACAUUUGCAGACAGAGAGGGAAUGACGUUAUGGAUGGCUGUCGGCAUAUUGUCUGUGUACUGCAAUUCAUUCAGAGCGUCAGUAUUUCGGCAUCCUGUCGAAGGGAAGAACGGUCGUAUUUGCUGUGAGAAAGGCGGGUGCGAGUGGCCUGCUGACAUAAGCGCAGCUGCCACAGCACAGAGAGAGAGACACGAUUGAUGCUAUCUCGCCGGCUAGCAUCACUCCACUCCCUGCGUCCCUCCUCUGUGGUGCAUGGCGUGCAACACACAUACAGGUAGGGUGUUCACGAUGCACCUCUUGGAUCCCAACAUCGAGCAGAAGAGGGGACCCGCGAUUAUCGUCUUUACUGAGUGAGUGAGGGAGGGAGCCAAGCGAGACAUAGACAUGCCCGGAUCCGAGGUGCAUCAUGUGUUCGACUGUCUGUCUGUCUGUCAGCCCCGAGAAGCUGCGCGGCUACGUGGAGGUCAUUUAUUCAAAAGACCCUCUGGUAUGGUUUGCAUCUUUGUGUGUGUAUGAGCACGUACAAGCUGGAGGACUGACUGGCCGUGUCGUAUUGUUGUGCUCGGCUGCAAAGGUGCGGAUGAUGCGAGACGCACGGUACCGUUGCUGGAUCAUACGAAGCAGAACCAUGUAAGUAAGGCAUGCAGAAUGGAUGGAAUGCUGAAAGAUAAACAUGCUCCUUCGUCCGUCCGUCCAUCCGGCCAUUUGAUUGAUCACUGAUCAGGUAUGUGAGACCGCCGAAUCGCCCCAACUUCACAUCGAGGCACAGAGUGAGUGACUGAGUGACCAAUCGAAUCAACAGGAAUCGCUCCAAUCCUUCAUCUCUCCAACGACGACAGGUCCACGAAGAGGCCGGUAUCGGCACCGCACAAGACCAGCUCGGUGGGCCGCAUUGCAGGCAGCUUGGGAAACACAACGCACCAUCAAGCCAGUCGACCAGGUCUCUCGUGGGUGCGGUGCAGACCCUAAGUAUCCUGUGAGUCUGACCUACACGUACGUGAGCUCCUGUGCAACCCUCAACGACCACGGAACGACCAAGGCACGCGCCGCACGACACACGGACGUUGCCAUCAGACUGCUCUCUGUGUGUGUGUCUCUGUGACUGUGCUGCAGAAGUAUGAGCGCACCUUCACCUGGUCUCCCUUUUGCGGCAUGACGUCGGGCACGGUGGCACAAAUCAUCAAAGCCGCCAGGAGGGACGCCGAGAAGGUACACAAACACGGGGCUGGCUGAAGGCUGCCUGCCUUGUUUGCCUCCUCCACGUGUGCUGUUGUGUGUGUGUGUCGCCCACGAAUCGGAUGCAGGAGGGUGAGGGCGGGCGGAGAAAAAGACGGCAGAAGGGCCGGGAAAGAGUCAAGAAGCCGAGAGGCGGACAGAUAUGACCAACGCACUGAGCCAGCCCGCCAGCAGCCAGUGGGCUUUCUGCCCCUUGACGCUUCUGUACUUUGUUGUUCAUCUGAGUGAGUGAGUCAUCGAGUGGGGCAUUAGGCAGGCAGGCAGGCAGGACGAGUCGAGCCUUUUGGGGUGUUCAUGUCGGGCGUGAAGACACACACACACACAUCUACAGAGUGAAUUCAUUGACUCGUGUGUGUAUGCAUCGAUCUGCAAUUUGUGGUUUCGG